AUUUGACAUUUCUUAAGAGUUUUCAAGAAUUCAGUGAUAUAAAAAUGAAGAUUUUAUUUGUCAUUUCGUAUAUUUUUUUGCAUAAACUUGAAACUGAAGCAUAGCGCAAACUGGGCAGGUCGUGGCGGCCAUGUUGCUUUAGAUAAUCAAUGCAGAAUCAUCGUUCGUUAUUUGACGUUUGGUAGGACACAACCAAUGAUGUUUGUAAGACUACAGUAGACGUCGGAAACAGAGAAACCAUACUGUUAAGAUGACUUCACAGAAUUCCUGUCCCCAUCUGGGGACUUUAGGGGACAUUUCUAGGGAGGAUCUCUUACAGAAAGCAAAGGGAUCAUGCAGUUCCUGUCCAGCUGUAGGACCCAACCUGUGGGCUUGUCUACAGGUAAACUGCAGUUACGUGGGUUGUGGAGAAUCUGCAGUGGACCACAGUACCCAUCAUGCCGUGAACAUGAAACAUGCCCUGACCAUGAACCUGACCACGUUCCGUACCUGGUGUUACUCCUGUGAGACGGAGGUGUUCCUCGACCAGCCUGCCACGUCGCCAGGCAACAACAAGUCCUCCUCCCCGUACAGAAGGUCACCCAGCCAAUCACAGACUUCUCAAGACCAAAGAAAUGGUGGAGGAGAUGCCGCUUCUCAUGUACAAGAAGACUUCAUCGAUGAUGAUGCAGAUAUCAAGCCAAAAGUGGAUGCCUCUCCCACAGGUCUAACCGGACUACAGAACAUCGGGAACACGUGCUACAUGAACGCAGCGCUGCAGGCACUCUCCAACUGCCCUCCUCUGACCAACUAUUUCCUGGAGUGUGGGGGAAUGGUUGGCAUGUCAAAGACAGAGAAGAAACCUGGACUGUCCAAGAGUUAUCUCAAACUCAUGUUAGAAAUGUGGCACAAGAAAAGACCAAGUUAUUUGGUACCUGUCAGUAUUGCCCAUGGAAUUAAGAUGGUCAACCCCAUGUUCAGAGGCUAUACACAACAGGACUCCCAAGAAUUCUUACGCUGCCUAAUGGACCAACUGCACGAGGAGCUGAAGGAACCAAUCACCGAGUUCGAGGACUACACCAGCCCGACCAAUGAGGACAGGUCUCCCACCGCGUCCACUCCCAGCAUUCCCAUCCGCUCCUCGGACUACUCCUCCAGCCACUCUGACGAGGAGUACCAUUCCUGCGAGUCCGGCGGGAGCUCGGAGCAGAACACUCCCGAGGACUCCUCCCUUCCAAACAACGACCUCCGUGCCAUUCCGCGCAGCUCGUCCGACAGCGACAUCCGAACCCUGGAUUCCCGCGAGCAGAGAGUCAACGCGAGGAACCGCAACCGGGUCGUCUCGGAGCCCAGCGAGUACGUGUCGAACCUGCGGACCCGUUCCCCGCGAAAGCGCGUCAAGUCGUGUCAGGGGUCCAUACGGGGAACCCAGAGCAAGGAGGAGAGCAAGCGGCGCCGCGGGUCAGGUCAUGACAUUGACGCUGACAUUGACGAAUCAAACGAGACAACGGAGACGGGUUCGGUACCGGAUUCGGACUCAGGAUGUUCGAGUAGCAGUCCGAUGAGAGAGAGUCCGCCCCACAGCCGCUCCAACAGUCCCCAGGGGGUCAGAAGUGCAAGUCAGCCAAACAGUCCCAUGAAGACCAGUCUAAAGGAUAUACAACCCACCUUUAAAUCAGCCCAGAGAAAGAAAAGAAAUAUACGCCACCACAGCAUCAUCUCGGAUGUGUUUGAUGGGAAGAUCCUGAGCUCUGUCCAGUGUCUGACGUGUGAUCGUGUCUCCUGCACCAAGGAAACUUUCCAGGACAUCUCCCUGCCAAUACCCAGUAAAGAGGACCUGGCCCUGCUCCACUCAGCACAGGGCCCAUCCAUAAAGAGUUCCUGUACUGAUGCCUACACUGCCUCACAGGGGUGGAUGGGGUACUUCUAUGAUUGGCUCAAAAGUUGGUUCUGGGGCCCCCAGGUGACCCUGGAUGACUGUCUGUCUGCAUUCUUCUCUGCUGAUGACCUGAAGGGAGACAACAUGUACAGCUGUGAGAAGUGCAGGAAACUAAGAAAUGGAUUGAAGUUCUCCAAAGUGCUGGAACUGCCGGAGAUCCUGUGUAUCCAUCUGAAGAGGUUCCGCCAUGAAGUGAUGUACUCCACUAAGAUCAACAACUACGUGUCCUUCCCACUGGAAGGGUUGGACCUCAGGCCCUUCAUGGCUAAAGAGAGCCAGUCGCAAGUGACGACCUAUGACCUGGUGGCGGUGAUCUGUCACCACGGGACGGCGAACGGCGGACACUACACGGCGUACUGCAUGAACCAUCUGAACGGGCAGUGGUAUGAGUUUGACGACAUGUACGUGACCGAAGUCAUGGAGUCUGCCGUCACCAACGCAGAGGCCUAUGUGCUCUUUUACAGAAAACGUAAUGAAGAGAUGGAACGGGAGAGACACAAGGUUGCCAACUUGGUCAGCACAAAAGAGCCUGGUCUGAUGAAGUUCUACAUCUCGCGUCAGUGGCUCCACAAGUUCACCAUGUUUGCAGAACCUGGACCAAUCAGCAACAAUGACUUCCUGUGCAGACAUGGAGGUAUUCCACCUCACAAAUCCUCAUUCCUAGAAGACCUGGUCACCACAGUACCUGAACCAGUCUGGGAAUAUCUGCUGGACAAGUUUGGAGGCGGUCCCGUGGUGAACCACCUGUUCGUGUGCGCCACCUGCCAGGUGGAACAGGAACGACUGGAGAAGCGGCGCAAGAUCGAGAUGGAGACUUUCAUCAAGUUAAACAAGGCAUUCCAGGAAGAGGACUCACCCCCCAUCAUUUACUACAUCAGUAUGAAGUGGUUCAGGGAAUGGGAGGCUUUUGUGAAGGGGAAGGAACAAGACCCCCCUGGUCCAGUAGACAACAGUAGCAUUGCUACAGGAAAGGGGCUGGUUUCUGGCCUCAAACCAGGCUCGGAUUCCGGACAGAUAUCGGAGGAGACUUGGCAGUUCCUGGUGUCUAUCUACGGAGGGGGUCCGGAGAUUAUCCAGCGCCAGACUCAGGCCCUCCCCGACGACACGGAACAGGGGGAUCAGGAGCCCGAGGGGGGUGGGGACGAGGAGGGGGGUGGGGAGCGAGAGGAGGAUGACCAGGGGGAGAAGAAGAUUCAACAAGAACUUUAGCUGAAGAAAGGGAAAAAUGAACUGGGCAUGUAGUAUGCAUGGGUAGCUGAUAUAAGCUAGGGGCACAACCCCCCCUACGUGCAAUUUGUCCGUACGUUUUUUGGGAGGUCACGCCGGACAUGUAUUGUCUGAAAACGUGGGGAAUGACUGGCAAGAGUAUGGAGGGAGUCGUACAUCACUCACACGGUUGCGCAAGGUGUCAUGAUGGCACACAAAGUUUUGCCUGCACGUAAAGUUAUACGGCGUGUCUGCAUGCCCCAAAAUCCGUCGGAUUCCCUACGUGUUCGUACGGAGGCGGUACUUACCACUUACGGAUCCAAGAAGAUUACCCACGUUUUGGUAGACAGCACGCACUUGCAAGUACGGCGGGUUGUGUCCCUAGCUAUAGUCUUUGCUACAAUCACAUUUCCAAACCAUACCCUGUCCAUGUUUUCAUGGUUGGGUUAAGGCUUAGACCUGGCCUAUGUUUAACGUGGCAAAUUUGAGUCUAAAUUAACAUCCAAUAGUGACACUUGAGCCCCAAAAGAAGCCCUUUAGUUGCUAAUGGCCCCACCCAAACCUAAAAAAAGCUGACCUAAAAAAAGCUGUCUGUAAAGUAACUACUUGAUGGGCAAUGGUUGGGAAGUGAGGCAUUGGACUGGAUAGACCAAUCAGAAUGACCGACACAUAAGUUCUGUACUACAUUAUGAUAACAAUUACCACCAGUUUCUUGCUGAAGUCAGAAACAUUCAACUUACUGUAUAUAUCUUCUUGUGCAAUGAAACUGUUGAAAGACACUUAAGCGGCAAUGGCCAAAUGCUGUGCAAGUUGUUUGUAUAUAUGAAUAGCUUUUCUGCAAUGGCUUUGUAAAGCUAGGUGCAACAAUAUUCACAAAAGUCCUGGCAAAUGCUUUUUAAGAGGUAGUUGCGUAUAAUCUUCAGAAUAGGUCAUAGUAGUUGGUAAAAUGACAUGUAGAUGUUUGAAUUUAAUGUAUGCAGUAUGCUGUGAUACCAUUGGUCAGAUUACUAGAUCUUAUUCCCAGAACACCACUGUCAUGGAAUCUCAUUCCCAGUAUACUGUCAAGUAGAGAAAUGUCAUAGUAAGUAUGGCAUAUAUGACUAAUAGUAUACAAUGGUGUUAUUUCCUAUAAGCAUAAUACUGGUGAUAUCUUUCUGCAUACGUUACUCCUGUCAUAUUUCUAAAAUGAUUCAUCAAAGUACGAAUGAAAUGUUGUCAUUUUAGGCCAAUAAAUAUUUAGUGUCAUGCGAAAAGUGGGGCAAGAGUUAAGACUUCAAUAUUAGAAUAGUAAUUUAUUUAUUACUACUCCUUUUGUCGGAUCAAAUCUUAUUUCUUGUAAGAAAAUUAGAAAAUUUGUGAAUAUUGCAACUUCUCUUCCCUCGGUUUUUCCCUGUAAUUGCUUUGUAUAGAAUUGCCUUUCGUAUUGAAAAAUAAUGUUAUUGAAUCAUUGCUUAUACAAUGUACAUUCCUUGUUGUUAUUCAUGACCCUUUGUAUAUUACAGUGUGAUUUUUCUAUGUGUUGUUGUCAAAAAUUAAGUAGAGAGCUUUUCCUCUUUGAGUGCAAUAGUUUUGAGUAUACAGUAUAUGGCAUUGCAGUGGGCACACCGAAUUAAAAGUUAUACGCUCGGAGGGGGUGGGGGUGGAUUGAGUUGCAAUUUUGAACAUAGAGGAGCCAGGUUACUAGGGCUGAUAUUAUCGUUGAGUUGCAAUUUUCAACAUCGAGGAGCCAGGCUCUUAUGCAGAUACUAUCGUAUCAGCCCUAGAAGCAUGGAGAGCGGACUUCACAAGUUCAUGCUGUUUGCCCAUGUUUUUAGUGGGGCUUUGUAGAUGCUGAAAGAAAGCAGGCCUUCUAGGGCUUUGGUACGAUAUUCCUGGCAUAGUAACCUGGCCCUGAUGUGUUGAAAAUCGUGACAUAGUG
Messenger RNA from Branchiostoma floridae (Florida lancelet), 5042 nucleotides. Its product is annotated as ubiquitin carboxyl-terminal hydrolase 20-like. Lineage: Eukaryota; Metazoa; Chordata; Leptocardii; Amphioxiformes; Branchiostomatidae. The record is from RefSeq and is a predicted model, not a curated record. The transcript is spliced from 23 exons. The coding region runs from base 251 to 3127 and encodes 958 amino acids. Gene Ontology annotation, molecular function: cysteine-type deubiquitinase activity; zinc ion binding. Gene Ontology annotation, biological process: protein deubiquitination.